This is a messenger RNA of Linum trigynum, 219 nucleotides long. The record is from the annotation of a GenBank genome assembly. NCBI's taxonomy places the organism in Eukaryota, Viridiplantae, Streptophyta, Magnoliopsida, Malpighiales, Linaceae.
AUGGUUUCUGAUUGUUUUCCCGGUAGUGAAACUGUGGAUGGCCACCAAUGGAUGCAAUAUCUGAAGAAAUUUCGUCAUCAAUGGUAUUCCUUAUAUAUGAGAGAUCAAUUCACAGCGUGGAUGUUGACAAUGCAAGCCAGUGAGUCGUGCAAUGCACAAGUGCGACUCUUCUUGACACCGAAACAUAAUCUCGACGAGUUUUUCAUCCACUUUACCUAG